Debaryomyces hansenii CBS767 is the source of this 204-nucleotide messenger RNA. RefSeq names its product DEHA2E12870p. The transcript has a single exon. Bases 1 to 204 code for a protein of 67 amino acids. NCBI's taxonomy places the organism in Eukaryota, Fungi, Ascomycota, Pichiomycetes, Serinales, Debaryomycetaceae. The record is from RefSeq and is a predicted model, not a curated record.
AUGCGUCGUCUUACGCCUAGACUAUUUUGUUUAUUAGAACUGUACCAAAAGAUUUUCCUACACCGAGAUUACUUAAUUAAUAUUUACCAUAUGACAUAUAAUUUCUUGUUUAUUUGUAGUAGUUUAUUUUCGGAAGUUAAUGCUUGCAAAUUAUCUCGGCAAUUUUUUGCAAUUUUUGAAAAUCAUCCGAAAUAUUAUGCAUAA